AUGGCUAGCUUCGCUUCACAGAUUUCCCUUCUUUUGUUGUUUCUGUUAUUUGCAACAACAUUAAACAGGGUGAUGAGUUGCAAUGAAAAUGAUCAAAGGUUGCUUUUAAUCUUCAAACAAGGAGUGGUUGAUCCAACCAACCAACUCUCAUCUUGGAGUGUUGAAGAAGACUGCUGUUUAUGGGAGGGAGUUCACUGCCACAACAUCACCGGAAGAGUCACAGAGCUUUCUCUCUUCAAUCAUUCAUUAGGAGGUGAGAUUAGUCUGUGUGUGCUUCAACUUAAAUUUCUCAACCACGUGGACUUGAGCGACAAUGACUUUGAAACUGUGAGUAUGCCACCAUGCCAAAUCUCCAAAUCUCCCUUUGAUGCUCACAAUUUUCACAACCAAUCACUUGCUACUCCUUCCAAUCACUCUGCAAGUUUCUCUGUUGCUCUGCGUUAUCUGAACUUUUCAUAUAAUCAUGGUUUAGCCAUAAAUGACCUUUAUUGGCUUUCUCAACUUUCUUCCUUAAAAUAUCUUGACCUUAGUGACAGUGAUAUUGGAGAUGAUACCAAAUGGCUCCAGCAUAUAGCCAUGCUUCCUUCACUCUUUAAGUUACACUUAAGUGGGUGUAGACUUAGAGAUUUUCCAUCCCUUGAUUAUAUCAAUCUUACCUCACUUGAAGUUCUUGAUCUUUCUUAUAAUUAUUAUAUAGUGAAGUCAAAGUUACCUGAUUCAUUUUUUAAUAUCACCCAUCAAAUCCAUCAUCUUGACCUUGGUUUUUGCAAUUUACAUGGCCAAUUACCAAAGUCCUUGCUCAAUCUUCAGAACCUCAAGUAUUUAGAUUUUAGUUUUAAUAAUCUUGAAGGAUUGAUUUCAGAUUGGUUAGGCCAAUAUGAACAGUUGCAAUACUUGGAUAUCAGAGGUAAUUUGUUUGAUGGCGUAAUUCCAUCAUUUCUUGGAAACAUUUCUUCCUUGCUCUACUUAGACUUGUCCUGCAACCAAUUGAGUGGCAACCUUUUAGAAACCCUUGGACAACUCCGUAACUUAAAUCUAUUACAUGUUGGACACAAUUCCUUGGUGGGUGCUCUUACUGAAAAGAAUUUUGCUAAUCUCUCAAAUUUAAUAUCACUGGACUUAAGUUCAACAAGUUUUGAAUUUGACAUUGAUCCUAAAUGGGUCCCACCUUUUCAACUCAAGGCAUUGUAUUUGGGUAACACGAGCAUAGGUCAUAAUGUUUCACCAUGGCUAUAUACACAAAGGUCUUUAAGUGAUUUGAAUAUUUCAGCAUCAGGAAUUUCAAACAUUGAUGCAGAUGUAUUUUGGAGCUUUAUAUCAAGAAUUGGUAGAGUUGAUAUUUCAAACAACUUGAUUGGUGGUGAUAAUAUAUCCAAUGUCAUUAUAUCAGCAAAUAUGUCCUACUUUGAUGCAUCUCACAACUCUUUGUCAGGAUCUAUCUUCUCAUUAUUGUGCCAUCAAGAGAGUGAAAAGGAAACCAACUUGGAGGUGUUGGAUUUAUCACAUAAUAAUUUGAGUGGAACACUUCCCGAUUGUUGGAACAAUUGGAAAAAAUUAAAAUACCUUAAUUUGGGGAGUAACAAGCUAACAGGUAAAGUCCCUGCCUCAUUGACUUCAUUGAAUCUUUAUAAGUUGGAUUUGAGUGACAAUGGUUUCUUUGGAAAAUUUUCAUUAGACAAGCUAAAUUGGACAAAUUUGGAAUACUUGCUUUUAGACCGAAAUAAGUUUUCUGGAAGUUUGCCAAUUCCAAUGGCGGAGAAUUUGGGAAUUAUUAAAUUGAGGACCAAUCAAUUUACUGGCAAUAUUCCAACAAUCUUGUGCGAACUUUCUUAUUUGAACAUAAUCGAUCUUGCUGAAAAUAAGCUUUCUGGAUCUAUACCUCACUGCCUACGCAUCAUCGAACAUCUACCUGAUCUUCCUUUUUGGGCCAAACAUCUACCUUAUAUCAUAGAUCAGUCUAUUGCAAUAGUGCACAUAUUUACUAAAGGAAGUAAAUUAGCCUAUCAAGUUGAUAGUUUUCUAAGUUUUGGACGUGGCAUUAUUGAUCUUUCUGCUAAUAGCUUGUCUGGAGAAAUUCCUGAAGAACUGGUUAGUAUGAGUAAAAUAUUAUCCUUGAACUUGUCUCGAAACUAUUUGACUGGAAAAAUUCCCAAAGAAAUUGGAGGCAUGAAAUACUUAGAAUCUCUUGAUCUCAGCUACAAUAAACUUCUCGGAGAAAUUCCUUCAACCAUCUCUAAUGUGUCAUUUCUUGCUUAUUUGAACCUCUCAUACAACAAUUUCAUCGGGCAAAUUCCAUCGGGAACCCAAAUUCAAAGUUUUGAUUCUUGGAGUUUUCUUGGCAAUCCCGAACUUUGUGGAGAUCCUCUUCCAAAGAAGUGUAACAAAAAGGAAGAAACUCAUGGCUCAAAGCUAGCUGAAGAAGAUGAAGAUGACAGCUUUCUAAAGUCAUUGUAUCUUGGCAUGGGGGUUGGAUUUGCAGUGGGCUUUUGGGGAGUUUGUGGCAUAUGUAAAACAAACAAUGCGAUUCGUUGCAACGAGAAUGAUCGAGGACCACUCUUGAUCUUCCAACAAGGAGUGGUGGAUCCUUUAAACAAACUCUCUUCAUGGACUAGUCCUGAAGAUUGUUGUUUGUGGUCUGGAGUUCUGUGUGAUAUCAAUGGCAGAGUUGCAGAGCUUGAUCUAGCUCGCCAUGGCUUACAAGGUGGGAUUAAUCUAUCUCUUCUUCAACUUGAACUUCUCAUAAACUUGGAUCUGAGCCAUAAUCGAUUUGAAUUUGUGAGUAUUCCUCAACGCCAUUAUGAGUUGAGAGAUUUUUCAUCCCUCAGCUAUGUCAAUUUGACAUCACUGGUAACUCUUGAUCUUUCUCACAACAUGCUCAACUCAGAAUUACAUAAUUCACUCUUUGAUUUUACACAAAAACUAUCUCAUCUUGAGCUUUCUGACAAUGAUUUCUAUGGUCAAAUGCAGUAUUUUGACACCUAUGGUAAUUUGUUCAGCGGCUCUAUUCCAUCAUGUCUUGGAAAUAUUUCUUCCUUGAUUUCCUUAGAUUUGUCCCAUAAUCAUUUCAGUGGAAAUCUUCCCAAAAACCUUGGAGAGCUCCAUAACUUAGAAUCUUUAGGCAUUGGUGGCAAUCAUUGGGUGGGAGUUAUUUCAAAAAAGAAUUUUACCAAACUCUCAAAAUUGACAUGGUUAGACCUGAGUUCAAGUGGUUUCAAAUUUGACUUUGAUCCUAAAUGGGUCCCACCAUUCCAACUUCAGCAUUUGAAUUUGAGUACCACAAAUAUAGGGCCUAAUAUCCUAACAUGGCUAUAUACACAACAGUCUCUAGAAUAUCUAGACAUUUCUACCUUAGGGAUCUCAAUAAUUGAUGCUGAUGUGUUUUGGAGGUUUGUAACAGGAAUUGAUUAUGUUGAUUCGUCAAACAGCAUGAUCAGUGAUGACAUAUCCAAUGUCACACUGUCAACAAUUAUCUCUCACUUUGAUGUAUCUCACAAUUCUUUGUCAGGCUCUAUUUUCUUAUUAUUGUGCCAACUAGAGAGUGAGAAGGAAAGCAUAUUGUCUUAUUUGGACUUAUCACAUAAUCAUUUAAGUGGAGCAAUUCCUGACUGUUGGGUUAAUGGGAAACGAUUAGAAUACCUUAAUUUGAGGGGUAAUGAGCUAGAGGGUAAAGUUCCUCCCUCCAUGGCCUCAUUGAAUCCUUGGAUAUUGGAUUUACGUGAUAACAAUUUCUUUGGCGAAUUUUCAUUAGACAUAUCAAAUUGGACAAAUUUGCAAUACCUUCUUUUGGAGGGAAAUGAAUUUUCUGGAAGUUUGCCAACUACAAUGCCUCCGCGUUUGGUAGUUUUCAAGUUGAGGGCCAACCAAUUUGUUGGUGAGAUUCCAUUACAAUUGUGCAAUCUCUCUUCUCUUAUGAUAUUAGAUCUUGGUGAUAAUAAUCCUUUUGGAUCCAUAUCUCAUUGCUUAUAUAACAUUAUGGAUUCAACUGAUCAGCUUUUGUGGGCAGAAACUAUAAACAUAUAUACUAAAGGAAGAGAAUUAGAUUAUGCUGACAUUUUGUUUUUGUGGAUAAUUGAUCUUUCCUCUAACAAUUUGUCUGGAGAAAUUCCUAAAGAGCUAUUUAGUAUGAGUCAAAUGCAAUCUUUGAACUUGUCUCAAAACCAUUUGAGUGGAAAGAUUCCCAAAGAAAUUGGAGGCAUGAAAAAUUGGAAUCUCUUGAUCUCAGCCACAACAGACUUCAUGGAAAAAUUCCUUCAGCCAUCUCUAAUAUAUCUUUUCUUGCUUACUUGA
Molecule: messenger RNA, 4287 nt
Organism: Neltuma alba
Lineage: Eukaryota; Viridiplantae; Streptophyta; Magnoliopsida; Fabales; Fabaceae
Product: receptor-like protein EIX2
Exons: 4
Coding region: 1-4287 (1428 amino acids)
Molecular function (GO): protein binding
Source: RefSeq, a predicted model, not a curated record